Messenger RNA from Closterium sp. NIES-65, 1434 nucleotides. Lineage: Eukaryota; Viridiplantae; Streptophyta; Zygnematophyceae; Desmidiales; Closteriaceae. The record is from the annotation of a GenBank genome assembly.
AUGGGGGAAGGGAAGACGGGACGGGAGGGGAGACGGGUGGGGGGGAAAGAGGGGUGGGGGGUAAAGAGCGGGUGGGGGUUGAGAGAGGGGGUUGGCAGGAAAGGGGCGGAGGGUGGGGGAGAGGUGGUGGGGUGUGUUCAUGUGAUGGGAAAGACGUAUAUGGGAGCCAAGCCAACCAGCCAAGCCAACCAGCCAAGCCAACCAGCCAAGCCAACCAGCCAAGCCAACCAGCCAAGCCAACCAGCCAAGCCAACCAGCCAAGCCAACCAGCCAGGCCAACCAGCCAGGCCAACCAGCCAGGCCAACCAGCCAGGCCAACCAGCCAAGCCAACCAGCCAGGCCAACCAGCCAAGCCAACCAGCCAAGCCAACCAGCCAAGCCAACCAGCCAAGCCAACCAGCCAAGCCAACCAGCCAAGCCAACCAGCCAGGCCAACCAGCCAGGCCAACCAGCCAAGCCAACCAGCCAGGCCAACCAGCCAAGCCAACCAGCCAAGCCAACCAGCCAGGCCAACCAGCCAAGCCAACCAGCCAAGCCAACCAGCCAAGCCAACCAGCCAAGCCAACCAGCCAGGCCAACCAGCCAAGCCAACCAGCCAGGCCAACCAGCCAAGCCAACCAGCCAAGCCAACCAGCCAAGCCAACCAGCCAAGCCAACCAGCCAAGCCAACCAGCCAAGCCAACCAGCCAAGCCAACCAGCCAAGCCAACCAGCCAAGCCAACCAGCCAAGCCAACCAGCCAAGCCAACCAGCCAAGCCAACCAGCCAAGCCAACCAGCCAACCAGCCAAGCCAACCAGCCAAGCCAACCAGCCAAGCCAACCAGCCAAGGCCAACCAGCCAAGCCAAGCCAACCAGCCAAGCCAACCAGCCAAGCCAACCAGCCAAGCCAACCAGCCAAGCCAACCAGCCAAGCCAACCAGCCAAGCCAACCAGCCAAGCCAACCAGCCAAGCCAACCAGCCAGGCCAACCAGCCAAGCCAACCAGCCAGGCCAACCAGCCAAGCCAACCAGCCAAGCCAACCAGCCAGGCCAACCAGCCAAGCCAACCAGCCAAGCCAACCAGCCAGGCCAACCAGCCAAGCCAACCAGCCAAGCCAACCAGCCAAGCCAACCAGCCAAGCCAACCAGCCAGGCCAACCAGCCAGGCCAACCAGCCAAGCCAACCAGCCAAGCCAACCAGCCAAGCCAACCAGCCAAGCCAACCAGCCAAGCCAACCAGCCAAGCCAACCAGCCAGGCCAACCAGCCAAGCCAACCAGCCAAGCCAACCAGCCAAGCCAACCAGCCAAGCCAACCAGCCAAGCCAACCAGCCAAGCCAACCAGCCAAGCCAACCAGCCAAGCCAACCAGCCAAGCCAACCAGCCCAACCAGCCCCACCAACCCACCCUACCAGCCAAGCCAACCCCAUCAAACGACCAACCCAGCCGAGCUAA